Tachysurus fulvidraco (yellow catfish) is the source of this 1614-nucleotide messenger RNA. RefSeq names its product heat shock factor protein 5-like. NCBI's taxonomy places the organism in Eukaryota, Metazoa, Chordata, Actinopteri, Siluriformes, Bagridae. The transcript has 9 exons. Gene Ontology annotation, biological process: regulation of DNA-templated transcription. The record is from RefSeq and is a predicted model, not a curated record. Gene Ontology annotation, molecular function: sequence-specific DNA binding; DNA-binding transcription factor activity. The coding region runs from base 116 to 1552 and encodes 478 amino acids.
UGAAUUUCAGCAGAACGUUCUAGAAUUAACGCGCCUCCACUUGUUUACUUUAUAAUUUAAUCGCCCUGCGUGUGAUUAACGGUUUCUAAAUUAAAUUGUUUAAACGCUUCUUAUCAUGAUUGAAAUCGAGGAUCCUUCAGAAAAACACGAAAAAUCAGCUGGGAUGGAGGUCAGUGAAAUACUUCUCUCCGUCCGGAUGAACCGCAGAAAAUUUCCCAGCAAGUUGUGGCAUUUGGUGAAUGAUCCCCAGAUUUGCUCAAUCUGCUGGGAUGACAGUGGGGAAGGAAUACUGAUCUGUCAGGAAGCCUUCGAAGCUGAAGUGCUAUCUACAGCUGACAAGCAGAUGAACAAGUAUUUCAAAACGACAGGUUUCAUCAGUUUUGUUCGCCAGCUAAACCUGUAUGGAUUCAGAAAAGUGCACCCAGAUUAUGAGACCUUAUUGAAGAAAGACGGCACCAUACAUCACUUUUGCAACCCACACUUCAAACGAACUAACCCAGAGCUUCUGGUCAACCUAAAGAGACUCACUCCUUCCUACAAGGCCAAGCUUGCAGCUGGGAUAGAAGAGUCCAACCAGUCAAGACGUUUCGAUUAUCUGAUGCUGAAGUCACCAGAGAACUCUACUGUAGUCGGCACAGAUUUAGUUGAGCAUCAGGGAACUCCUCACCUGUACUCUCAGCAGGUAAAGGGGUUCGAAACAACACCCCAAACCUCACAGGCACUUGUAACAGGUCAUGAUGAUACAAGCUCAGAGUCCUGUGACCUCCAGAUGGAUUUUCCAGGUGCACCUCCAUCUAGCCCAAUGCAACAGGGCUCACACUAUGCAGUGCCUGAUGGGAAUUUAGGUGCCUUCAUACCUAAUUACCUGCAAUGCAGAUUUUACAAAGCAGGAGAAUAUACAUGCUGUAUUCCGGGCUCCUUGGAUUCAAACACGUCAUGCUCCCAACAGGAAAUUGACUCCUUUGCUCAUUGUGGCUAUUUUCCUGAUGACUCAUUUAGCCACCUCCUGUACACUGGCCAGGAUCCAAACUGGCAAGCAGGUGUUGCUCCAGAUCCCAAGAAGAGUCACAUGAACUUGGGCACUGUAUUCAACGUGGACGAUGAUGCGCAGGACUCCUUAGUUAGCUAUCUCCAUUGCACUAAUCAGGAUCAAAACUGGCAAGCAGGUGAUGCUCCAGAUCCCAGGAAGAGUCACACAAACCUGGGCACUGUAUUCAGCGUGGAUGAUGAAGCGCAGGACUCCUUAGUCAGCUAUCUCCAUUGCACUGAUCAGGAUCAAAACUGGCAAGCAGGUGAUGCUCCAGAUCCCAGGAAGAGUCAUCUGCACCUAGACACUGUAUUCAACAUGGACGAUGAAGUGCAGGACUUCUUAGUUGGCUAUCUCCAUUGCACUGAUCAGGAUCCAAACUGGCAAUCAGCUGAGGGUUCAGAUCCCAGGAACAGUCACAUGUACCUGGGCACUGUAAUCAAAACUGAUGAUGAAAUGCAGGUUGCUGCUUUUAUCACUCUGCCUACCAAUGAGAAGUCACGUGGGAACACAGAUAAUUAUUAAAGCCAUCUUUAGUAUUUCCUGAAUAAUUUCUUUAAUAAAAAGAUGUAUUGUAUAGGCAUUUA